Molecule: messenger RNA, 2236 nt
Organism: Oncorhynchus mykiss (rainbow trout)
Lineage: Eukaryota; Metazoa; Chordata; Actinopteri; Salmoniformes; Salmonidae
Source: RefSeq, a predicted model, not a curated record
AUGGGCGAAGGAGAAGACGGCGACAAGGACACCCGGAGGAAGAGUAUUAGGAUGAAACCCUUGCCGUCACCAACCUCCAGAGGAAGCAUCAAAGGCAUCGGGGAGACCAGAAGUGGAGACACGGUGAUCAUGGAGACAGACAUUGGGAGACCAACGAAGACCAGUUUAAACGGAGAUUGUCGGAGAUUUCGUGGCAGUUUCUCCUCCAUCACCAGUCGGCAUGUGCACGACUCAGACUCGGCGGAGCAAAGGCGCCUCAUCACGGAAGGGGACGUCACCCCGAGCGAGGAGAGCCCCCCCGGGGCUAUUGGCGGUGGGGCGGACCAAGGUGCGCAAGGCGCCAGCGCUGGUGGUGCUGGUGGUGCCCAACAUGCUUCUCUUGACCAGGAAUCAGGGUUCAUAAAGUUGGAUGGUAUUGAUCAAAUUUCGCCGGACGACGAGAGAUUGUACCAGGCAGGAUUCAUACACAGGCAGUUUGGGGCAAUGCUGCAACCGGGGGUCAACAAGUUCUCCCUAAGGAUGUUUGGGAGCGAAAAGGCGGUGGAACGGGAACAAGAGCGGGUGCUGCUGGAGUUGACUAUAGUGCUACUGAUAGUGGGGAACCUGAUCAACAUCCCUAUGUGGUUCCUCCUGUUCUCUUCCAGGUUCUACUGGGACCUGACCAUGCUGCUGCUGAUGGUGGGGAACCUGAUCGUCAUCCCGGUGGGCAUCACUUUCUUCAAAGACGAACACACGCCCCCCUGGAUCAUCUUCAACGUGAUCUCAGACACUUUCUUCCUCAUGGACCUGGUGCUCAACUUCCGCACGGGCAUCGUCAAGGAGGACAACACCGAGAUCAUCCUGGACCCACAACAGAUCAAGAUCAAGUACCUGAGGAGCUGGUUCGUGGUGGACUUCAUCUCCUCCAUACCUGUGGACUACAUCUUCCUCAUCGUGGAGACGCGCAUCGACUCAGACUUCUACAAGACGGCCCGGGCGCUGAGGAUCGUCCGCUUCACCAAGAUCCUCAGCCUGCUCAGACUGCUCAGGCUGUCCAGGCUCAUCCGAUACAUCCACCAGUGGGAGGAGAUCUUCCAUAUGACCUAUGACCUGGCCAGUGCCAUGGUGCGUAUCGUCAACCUGAUUGGUAUGAUGCUGCUGCUAUGCCACUGGGACGGAUGUCUGCAGUUCCUGGUUCCCAUGCUGCAGGACUUCCCCCAGGACUGCUGGGUGUCCAAAAACAAAAUGGUGAACGACACAUGGGGCCAGCAGUACUCCUACGCCCUGUUCAAAGCCAUGAGCCACAUGCUGUGUAUCGGGUACGGCAUGUACCCACCUGUGGGCAUGACGGACGUGUGGCUCACCAUCCUCAGCAUGAUCGUGGGCGCCACCUGCUAUGCCAUGUUCGUGGGUCACGCCACCGCACUCAUCCAGUCUCUGGACUCCUCCCGUCGGCAGUACCAGGAGAAGUACAAACAGGUGGAGCAGUACAUGUCCUUCCACAAGCUGCCGGCUGAUAUGAGGCAGAGGAUCCAUGACUACUACGAGCAUCGCUACCAAGGCAAGAUGUUUGACGAGGAGAGCAUCCUGGGAGAACUCAACGAGCCACUCAGAGAGGAAAUCGUUAACUUUAACUGUCGAAAGCUGGUGGCUUCCAUGCCACUGUUUGCCAACGCGGACCCCAACUUUGUGACCUCCAUGCUGACCAAGCUGCGCUUCGAGGUGUUCCAGCCCGGAGACUACAUCAUCAGAGAGGGCACCAUCGGCAAGAAGAUGUACUUCAUCCAGCACGGAGUGGUCAGCGUUCUCACCAAGGGCAACAAGGAAACCAAGCUGUUAGACGGAUCCUACUUCGGGGGUAAGAUGAAGAGUGUACCAGGGCAGAAGAAAGGUCACACACACACAUUGUGCUGCAGAGCUUAAACCCUCUUCAGCUUUAAUAUUCAUAAUGGUGGCCUGGAAAAAGACAACAGCACAAAUUAGCUUCUUAAGAGGUCAGCCUAGGUCUGCUUUCAGGCACACUGCACAACUGCAUGAGUGUAAAUGGAAUUUCUGCUCUGUUCUUGUCUCUCACGAGCUGGCCCUGAUAACAGGGUUGUCUAAAGCAUUACUCAUUAUUCUGCCUGUCAUUCUGCAGGGUGCCUGCUGAUUUGAUAUGUUUUAUGUGAGGCUGUUUACUCUUCCAAUGAUCAAUAUGAGCUGUAUUUUAUAAAGAAGAACAUAGUUGACAUAUACAGUGGGGCAAAAAAGUAUUUAG